Messenger RNA from Beta vulgaris subsp. vulgaris (sugar beet), 1951 nucleotides. RefSeq lists its product as hypothetical. The record is from RefSeq and is a predicted model, not a curated record. The coding region runs from base 161 to 1738 and encodes 525 amino acids. The transcript has 3 exons. NCBI's taxonomy places the organism in Eukaryota, Viridiplantae, Streptophyta, Magnoliopsida, Caryophyllales, Amaranthaceae.
UAAGCAGAAGUUGCCUUGAAUAUCCCUUUCCGUAUUCCAAGUUUAAUCAUCGAGUGGUCGAUGCUGAGCUGACUCUCCUAUCUUCUUCUCUCACUUUCUCUCUCAUCUAAAUUCAAACACACUCCUCCUUUCUCUCUCCUCUGUAAGAACAAACAAAACAAUGUCAUGGCUAGUUAACACCAUCGCAAACUCUCUCAAACUAGACGACGACGAUGAAGAAGAAGUAAAACACACCACCUCCAAAAACUCCGCAGAAAUACACCCCUUGCAAGCUCAAAACCUUAACAAUGGCGACGAUCAACAAAUGCACUCCUCUGAUCCUUCCUCACCGUCCGAUCACCAAACCAAUACUCCUCGAGGUGUUAAAGAUGACCUCUCCGAGUUCUCCCAAACCCUAACUCGUCAAUUUUGGGGCGUCGCGUCGUUUCUUGCUCCUCCUCCGCAGAUCUCCGAUCGCGAUCCGCAAACGGAUAAUUCCGACCGAAACUCCGGCGAUCUUGCCGGAAUUACUGGAAUUCGUAACGAUUUGUCGGAAAUUGGCGGGAGAUUUCGGUCCGGAAUUUCGAAGUUAUCGACUAAUAAAGCUGUUUCCGAGUUUUCAAAGAUCGCUUCGAAUAUACUUCAGUUCGCAUCGGAGGAGGAUUUGUCGAUUGAGGAGUAUGCUCAACGAGGUGUUGUUGGAGUUACUGAAGAGGUUGUGGCAUUUGCUAGUGAUGUUGCUAUGCAUCCUGAGACUUGGAUUGAUUUUCCUAUGCCUGAUGAUGACGAGGAUGAAGAUUUUGACUUGUCAGAUGCUCAGCAAGAACAUGCAUUGGCUGUUGAACGUCUUGCACCUGAACUGGCCGCCCUUAGAACUGAACUUUGCCUGGGCUACAUGAGUGAGGGCUCCUUUUGGAAAAUUUAUUUUGUGCUUGUGCAUCCCAGACUUAGCAGACAGGAUGCUGAAGUCUUGGCUACACCACAGAUUAUGAGAGCCAGGGCAAUGUUAACCCAAGAGCUCCAUAGCCGUGGUAAAUCAAGGUCAGCUGACUCCAGAAAUGUGAAGGAGUCUGUUAAUGCCACCGAGAUGUCAUGUGAAGAUCAUCUGUCUGUUCCAGUAGCUGAUCGGUCCGAAUAUAUUCCAGUUGAGAUAUCAGCUGUUGAGCCAGCCUCAUCUGCAGAGCCGGUGGUAGAUUUGGAAAUUGAUAAACACCCAGUCACUACCACUGAUAUUCUGGUUGUUGACAAGGCGGUUGUUAACGAAGUUUCUAAGAAGCAGGCAGAAAGUGACGGUGCGACAUCCAACACCAAUAAAAGUGAUGGUAUUGGUAAGGCAAUUGCUGAGGAAGUUUCAGUGAAACAAGUGAUCAUCAUGAAGCCAACACCAGACACCUCUACUUCUAAAAACAUAUAUCACAGAGAUGAAGACGAUGUAGAUGAUUGGCUUAAAGAAGAUAGUGCUGAAGGAGGCUCAAUUAAGGGAACUUCCUAUCAACUAGGAGAGGACGACGAUGUAUCAUUUAGUGACCUUGAAGAGGAUGAUGAUGUUCCCACAAGUUAUGCUAAGGCUGGGAACCCCAGUUCUUCUGCUAAAGAAUCUAGUGAUUGGAUUCAACUAAGCAGCCGAUCAGCCGAUUCUUCGAAGGAUGUUAAUGCAAAAAGUAAAGAUGGUUUUGUAUCUAACAAGGUGAGUUCCCAAAAUCUAGAGAAUAAGGAAUCUAAUGACUGGCUUGAUGUUGAAGAUAUUGAUGAUGCUUAAAUGUUUGUUGCCAUUGCAAUUUAUAUCUUUUCUUUUAAGAUAUUGGGCACUGUGUGCUAUUCCCUGUUUUCUGCUGUCUAUGGUUUAACUGGUUCGCAUGGCUGUCCUACGCUCCUAUGUAAAUAUUGUAUUUUCAAUUCAGGAAUUAGUUUAAGUGGAAUAACGCUUUCUAUGAGAUGUUAUAUAAAAUUGUCAAUAUUAAUGCUUGUUGUA